UGUGGCCCCAGUGUGCCUUACUUGCUGAACUUGGAAGGGGAAGAUGUUCACCAGUCCUCCGAGGGGUGGAUACCAGUGUUCGCCGAUGCAGAGCAGAAACUGUCUGUCAUGUCGAUCGGUUUCCUCCUUAAAAGUCAGAACGACAGUGUGGUCUGGCGCGGACCUAAGAAGAACGGCAUGAUCAAGCAGUUUCUAACAGAUGUAGUUUGGCAGGAUAUCGAUUACCUGAUCAUCGACACACCACCUGGCACCUCCGACGAGCACAUUACAGUCAUGGAGAACUUAAGGUUAAAUAGUGAAUAAUAAUAUUGUACAUAUCACUUAUUUGCUGCGACAUAACUCAG
Messenger RNA from Wasmannia auropunctata (little fire ant), 344 nucleotides. RefSeq names its product cytosolic Fe-S cluster assembly factor NUBP2 homolog. Gene Ontology annotation, cellular component: cytosol. NCBI's taxonomy places the organism in Eukaryota, Metazoa, Arthropoda, Insecta, Hymenoptera, Formicidae. The annotation marks the transcript as partial. The record is from RefSeq and is a predicted model, not a curated record. The transcript has 2 exons. Gene Ontology annotation, molecular function: ATP-dependent FeS chaperone activity; ATP binding; iron-sulfur cluster binding. Gene Ontology annotation, biological process: iron-sulfur cluster assembly.